Molecule: messenger RNA, 1970 nt
Organism: Dunckerocampus dactyliophorus (ringed pipefish)
Lineage: Eukaryota; Metazoa; Chordata; Actinopteri; Syngnathiformes; Syngnathidae
Gene: mapre3a
Product: microtubule-associated protein, RP/EB family, member 3a
Exons: 7
Coding region: 139-1122 (327 amino acids)
Biological process (GO): spindle assembly; protein localization to microtubule plus-end; regulation of microtubule polymerization or depolymerization
Cellular component (GO): microtubule organizing center; microtubule plus-end; spindle midzone
Molecular function (GO): microtubule plus-end binding
Source: RefSeq, a predicted model, not a curated record
AGCCGCUUGCGCAUGCGCGUUGCGAGCAGACAGGGCGGCCCACAGACAGGCAAAGGCGGUGCAGACCUCGCAGGGUCCGAGCACGACGACGGUGGGCGACACACAACAACAACAACACGCAGACAAACACAGUGAGGGAUGGCGGUGAACGUGUACGCCACGUCCGUGUCUAUUGACAACCUCAGCCGCCAUGACAUGCUGGCGUGGGUCAACGACUCCUUACACCUCACCUACACCAAGAUUGAACAGCUGUGCUCAGGGGCGGCGUACUGCCAGUUCAUGGACAUGUUGUUCCCUGGCUGCAUCCUCCUGAAGAAGGUCAAGUUCCAAGCCAAACUGGAGCACGAGUUCAUACACAACUUCAAAGUUCUUCAAGCGGCCUUUAAAAGGAUGAGCGUGGACAAGAUCAUCCCGGUGGAGAAGCUGGUCAAGGGGAAGUUCCAGGACAACUUUGAGUUUGUGCAGUGGUUCAAGAAGUUCUUUGACGCAAACUACGACGGGAAGGAGUAUGACCCUAUGCUUGCCAGACAGGGGCAGGACGUGGCCCCCGCCCCCAACCCAGGUGAUCACUUUAUCCACAGGGCAAAGAGAACUUCAGGACCACAGAGGACGUCUCCAACAGUCCCCAAAAACAUGCCGACGCCACAGCGGGUCCAACACAACACUCCGGCCAUGAGGAAGAACCCCAGCUUGUCCCGAAAUGGCGGCAGCGACGCCGAGAUCGUGGAACUAAAUCAACAGGUGGAAUCUCUAAAUGAGGGCUAUGAUAGAUUUGUAUCAUCUUUGAUGCUCACAAACGCAACAUCAUUCAAAAAGGCCGCUGUUGUGUGUACGCCACGCCCCGGCGUCAGAAAACACUGUCCCAGUAACGUGUCGUUGUUGUCCUCUCCGCUUUCCAAGCUGAUGGAGUUGAAGUUGACGGUGGACGGCCUGGAGAAGGAGAGAGACUUUUAUUUCAGCAAGCUACGAGACAUCGAGCUCAUCUGCCAGGAGCACGAGAACGACAACAGCCCGGUCCUCGGCAGGAUAAUGGACAUCCUUUACGCCACAGAGGAGGGUUUCGCGCCUCCGGAAGAUGAAGAACUUGACGAGCAAGCCCACCUGGACCAGGAUGAAUACUGAACCCCCCGCCCCCUCCUGUCCCCCCUCCCCUGCCUCUCCUUUUCUUUUGUUUCUGCUGUCUGCACGCUCUUACCUAAAGCCUAACGCCGCACCCCCUCGCCUGUUUUUAGCCAUCCCACUAGCAGCACCGCGUCUCCAACACGUGUCAGAGCUGUCUCAGCAUGAGCCGAGAAGACCACCAGGUGUGGUGGGGGUGUGUAAAUAAUGACGAUAUUUGCUGGAUGGAGUUAUUUAUUCGCCUUCUGGUGCGCCGUCACGACACUUUUCAAAGGCACCGGCCAACAACUGCUGCCAUUAGGACACUCCCCGAGUGACGCUGUUGUUGUUUUUACGACGGUAGUUUCUUAUUUAUUUAAAUUAUCCUUUUCUUUUUUUACAUUUUUGAUUGACCUUCUGCGGCAGCAGAAGCCUACUUACUGUACGUGACAACUUGUUUCUGUUCUGCUGAGCGGGUUCUCUUUGGUCUGUAGAACUCUGGUGUCAUAGAAACGCAUAUCUGAGCAUGAGAAUGUUACACAUUGACUGUGAAUGAGUGAGAUUUUUAUGUAAAUGUCUUUCAUGUGGAGAUGCGGUCUUGGGUCGGUCCACGCCCUUCCGGCUCAGCUGGAAAAGAAGCAGCGUGGCUCAUUUUUUAAAUUUGAUUUUAAAGUGGUUGAAGGGAGCCCCGCUGAAUCUACACCAACCAUGUUCACACACGUUGCUGACAAGGAGCGCACAACAAGCCUCCCGUCUGUUUUUUUCAUGCAACAACUGGCCUGCUUUAGGAAUCCGACGUUCAUCCGCCACGCAAGCAUCAACAGAACGCUUAUGGUUGGAGUUUUCAAUAAAUAAAACGGUUGUGGAAUGAA